Molecule: messenger RNA, 7520 nt
Organism: Zeugodacus cucurbitae (melon fly)
Lineage: Eukaryota; Metazoa; Arthropoda; Insecta; Diptera; Tephritidae
Gene: CCAP-R
Product: cardioacceleratory peptide receptor
Exons: 8
Coding region: 1188-2762 (524 amino acids)
Biological process (GO): G protein-coupled receptor signaling pathway
Cellular component (GO): membrane
Molecular function (GO): vasopressin receptor activity
Source: RefSeq, a predicted model, not a curated record
AACUCUCUAAAGUAAUUCUAUUUACACUUUGCUCGUAUUGAAAAUAAAAUAUGAAGAGCUUUUAGUAUUAUGUAUUUGAUAAAAACCAAUUACGUGCCGAACGAACAUAUUUACUGUUACUUGUCACUAGUUUACCGUUUAUUUCCACAUACGUCAGCAUGGUGCAAAACACAGAGUAAAAAGUGUCUAUUUGUAUCUACAGCGGCUACAUUGGCAGUAGCAUCUGAUGCGACCAAUUGAUUUGUUAGUAUGUCGUCGCCUUCCGUGAGAGCAACACGUUCGAUUGGUAGUGUUAAGUGAUGUUAACAAAAUUCUAUACGUAUGCACAUACAUACAUAACAUAAGCAUACAUAAGUUUGUCGUCGGACUUGGUUUUUCGUGUCCCGUGAAGUAUUUUCUAUGUAAGAGAUUAGAUAAAGUAAUUCAAGGUAGCGACCAACUAAACUCACUCAUAUGCUUGAAACGUAUGUAUGCCAACAGAUAUCCAUAUCCAGAACGCAGAAUCAAAAGUGUGCAAAAAAAUCACAUUGAAGAACCGGCAAAACAUGACAUCGCUUACUACAAUAUAAAAAGUAUUGGUUAAAAUUAAUUAUUUUGUGAUAAAAACGUUGCUUUUGAAAGCAAAAUUUCCGUAACUAUCCGACAGUUUAUCAUAAAAUUGUAUUAUGUGUAUUUACAAACAAGUUUUAUGGAGAAACUGAAUUGAAAAGUUCCACGCUUCACCACAAUGAGUAGAUGUGUGUGCGCGUGUAUGGGAUUGUAUGUAAGCAUUUGCUUGUAUAAAUGGAGUUAUCUGCGACAAUCAGUGAAAACCGGCAGUGAAAGGUUUUAAAACAGGGUACAGCAGUUUAUAUAUAGCCAGUGAUAAGGAUAGCGGUUUCCUAUUUAUGUAAUAUUUAUGUAUGCAUUUUGAAGAAAUAUGUCACUUCUACUGCAAGCUUGUGCCGUAACCGUUAUUCUAAAAUCUCACGCAUCCAAUGAAAAAUGUAAUCACAAACUAUGCAAUAAAAUUGAGAAAUAAAUUGAAAGUUUUAAGAAAUAAGAAACAAUUAUUUCACUGAUGGUGGAAAACAAUUUACAGCUUAUUCGGAGGAAAAUAUAAUAUUAAAUUCUUUCAAGAAUUCGCAUUAGAAAUUUCUUAUGGCCAUAUAACAAGUGAAUAUACACUAUAUGUCUUAGGUCAUGUGAUGGAUAGAAGUAAUAAUGUUCGUUUGUAUACAGUUGAGCCUGCUGUUGUACUGGCUUACGAGCAUAUUCCACAGCCUUUCAUUCCUGAUAAUUCAGCCACGACAAAUGUAAGUGUAAGUGCCACUGUUAUUGCUGCAAUUGACCGCGCAAAUAGCACAUCUAAUGGUUUCAAUUACGUAAAAUUAAGCAAUAUCGGCACUCCUACAAGCACUUUCGUUUCUCUAAGCAACUUUACCCACUCUUACUAUAUUUCGGCUGUAUCUCAUGCUGCCCAAGCCUCUACACCCCCAACCACGUCUUUAUCAAUGGCAUCAUUCAAACCUCAUCCAGUUUUGAUUGAACAAGACAUUUCAUCACCAUUCAACGGAGGCAAUAAUAUUUCGGAAAAAGUAUUGAGAACAAUUUUGGGGCCGCCAGCUGCGACGACAGAGGAUGUAGGAAAUGACAAGCUGAACUCGUUCUAUUUUUACGAGAUGGAACAAUUUGCAGUUCUAUGGAUACUCUUCACUGUCAUUGUGCUUGGAAACUCUGCGGUGCUAUUUGUUAUGAUUGUAAAUAAAAAUCGAAAAUCAAGAAUGAAUUAUUUCAUUAAGCAGCUAGCAAUCGCAGAUCUUUCUGUGGGUUUGCUUCAUGUACUUACUGACAUAAUAUGGCGCAUCACUAUUUCAUGGAGGGCUGGUAAUAUUGCUUGUAAGCUCAUUCGAUUUUCCCAAGUUUGCGUGACAUAUUCCUCUACAUAUGUGCUAGUAGCUAUGAGUAUCGAUCGCUAUGACGCCAUUACUCAUCCAAUGAACUUCUCGAAAUCAUGGCGCAGAGCAAGGCAUCUUGUUACAGCAGCAUGGGUGGUUUCGGUUAUUUUCUCGUUACCCAUUUUAUUUCUUUACGAAGAAAAGCUAAUCCAGGGCCAAAUGCAAUGCUGGAUAGAACUUGGUUCGCCGGAAGCAUGGCAAACGUAUAUGUGUCUAGUCGCGGCAACUUUAUUCGUUGUUCCUGCACUGACCAUCUCAGCUUGUUAUGCGAUUAUCGUAAAAACUAUUUGGGCAAAGGGCUCAAUAUUUAUACCUUCAGAACGUUGUAAUAGUAAUAUAACUACUAGAAGAGCCAGCUCUCGCGGAAUAAUACCUCGAGCCAAAGUAAAAACUGUCAAAAUGACAUUUGUAAUUGUCAUCGUAUUUAUACUGUGUUGGUCUCCCUACAUUGUCUUCGACUUACUGCAAGUGUUUGGACGUAUUCCUAAAACUCAAACCAAUAUUGCUAUAGCAACUUUUAUACAGAGUUUGGCACCACUCAAUUCUGCAGCUAACCCACUCAUAUACUGUAUAUUUUCAUCACAAGUAUUUCGCACGCUCAGUCGUUUUCCACCAUUCAAAUGGUUCAAAUGCUGUUGUCGUUCCUACUUAAAUAGUACAACAGCAAAUCGGUGCAGCACCGUGAGUCGUCGACUUCACCACAGCUGCGAUUCAGUACGAACGUUGACUACUUCACUUGCCGUAUCACGACGUUCUAACAAAGCACCAGCCCAUGUGGUCAUAUGUGAAAAAGAAAAUAAUACAUUAGCCGUUUCGGAAGUAUGAUAUCGUGCACCAUUUACAUCGCAGCUGUGCCAAUAAUCUUAAUAACUUACGCUACCGUUACACGGGAAAGAACUUGCUUUCAAGUUGAUCACACCAAAGUGUAUUCAACAAAGUGAACUAAGUAUUUGACAUACCCGCUUUUGACAAUAAAAUAGUAAACAAUUCAUGUAUUUGUUUACAUUAACCCGUCUUUUUUAACUUUAACAAUAUGAUAUAUAUUGAUAAAAUUGUUUGCAAUUUGUCAGUUGGAGCACAAAACCUUAGUAAAUUGCUCCCAUGAGUUGUUUUGCCUAAGCAGAAAGUAUUCGGCAUUUUCCUUUAUUCAUUUAAAAAAUAUUUUUUUUUUUGGUUUGAAAUUUGUUUACUUUUGAAUUUCAAAAUUUGAAUUUUUGAAUAAAUGUAUUCGUUACUAGCAGACCGCUCCGGCUUCGCACGGGUUUACGGUUAUACAUAUAAAUGUACUUUCACGUUUCUUACGUGGGUUCAUUUUAAAAAAGUAAAAUGAGGAAAAUGAAAUUAUAUUUUAUUUGUAAUGAGUCUCUAGUCUUUGGUGUCCGAUGUCUUUAUCUCUGAUUAUGAAGGCGUUGGGAACGCUCAACGCAAAACGCUCAGAGUUCGACACCCUAGUGCGAGCUUGUAUAUUUCUAAUAUUUUGUUCUUCAAGCCACCGCACACGCUCCAUAUUCGACUCUCAAGCGCAUACUUGGGAGGACACAGUAGUUUUUGAGUUUAUUCAUUACAAACAUACAUACAAAUAUUUCCUCUAUAAAAUAGUAGUAUAGAUUAAUUUUAAAAUUUUAACACUUGUAAUUUGAAAAUUGGAGAACUGUGCACUCAGCUGAUAAUUUCUUGAUCAUCAACUUGAAACACUUCUUGCUCGCAAAAAUUGAAAGCAAUAGUUCGCAAUAGCAAUAGCAAUCAAGUUCGGAAAGUGAGGGUGUGGUAGUAAAAAAGUGUGAGUGUGUGGCAAUUUGAAAGCAAUUUCUUGAACUUGUAACGUCCGGGUUAAGUCCUUUUUAAACUACACUGAGUUAUUUUAGGUACAAAAAUAAUGAAUUGAAUUUAUUGAAACAAAAGGAAAGGCAACGAACAAAAAACUAUAGUUUAUCCUAAUCCUACACGCUUUUUCAGUAAUUUAUUUAUGUUUACAUGUCGUAUAGACGCUGAUAUAUACCGACGUAAAUAUGUACAUAUAAAUAAAUAUUUUUAAAACAUUUUAUUGAUAAGGCUAAUAUGCAUUUUUUAUUAUUUAUUUAAAUAUUUAUAUGUAUAUAUACAUAUGUGUACACGUACAUGAUUAUAUGGUUGUACAUAAUGUAAAACUAAGACAGAAUAUUCAAAGCCAAUAAAAAUUAAGACAACCAAUCUCAAAAAAAUCGUAUACAUGUAUAUACAAACCUCUGAUUUUUAUUAUACGCUUUAUAUUUAAAAAAAUAUAUGUAUGUACAUAUGUAUUUAUAUAUUAUUAGUCAAAAACACAAAAGUAAACUUAGCGAACUAUAUUGAAAUAAUUCCUUUGUUUUUAAAGACUAGUAUUGAAAGGAAAAUCAUCGAAAUUACUAAAGAAAGAAAUAAAACGUACCAGUUUUAACCAUUGUACGGAUACGAAUCUUUAUGUCUCAUAAACAGUCGUUUGGAAAUAAGAGGAGCCCCUAUAUGACCGUUGCAAAAUGAUAAUAAAAAUAAAGAUUAGAGUCCAUCGAAACCUUCAAUAUGUAUACAAUAAAAUUAUUCAAUAAUGUAGAUUAUAGUUUUUUUAAUGCCUAUCUAAAUUUUGUGCCAAUAACCCCAAUUAUUAAAUUAAAAUAUAAUUCAUUAGUUUCACUUAUUGUUCGUGGAUUUCGUUUCAUAAUCAACGAGUCGAAGGAUAUCUUCAAGCAAAGAAGUUUUGUGAUAUAACAGUGUUGAUAGUAUGCAAAUUUUUUGAAAAAAUGAUUUAAGAAGAGUAUAUUGUUGUUUUAACGAUUAUCCAUCGGGGUUCAGUCUAGAUAAGUAUCCAGAACGAAGUGGCAACUCGAGCUCUUCGACUGUUAUGGUAUGGAAGUGUACGAUUUCUUUUAGUUUGUAUGGAAAUCGGAAGGCCCAGGUAAGUCAGUUUAUAUGGCACACUGUACUGCACCAGUACACUGUAACUGUGGGACUAUGGAAGUGUAUAAUUUCUUUUAGUUUGGAUGGAAAUAGCAAUGCUUAGGUAAGUUAGUUUAAAUGGCAUACUUGACUGCACAGUACACUGUAACUGAGAGACUCUUCUUGGUAAAAACAGAUAUACACAAAUUUAAUUAACGUUUACGUUCCUAUACACUUUUGGCUCUCUAUACAUAUGUACUUUACCCAACGUCAAAGAAAAUAUUUUUUUUUUGUUUCGGGCUCGAUAUUUGAGUAGAAUAUAUUAGAAAAUUUAAAUAUUCGUUAAAUUUGGAGUUUCAGAAUAAUAAUACCAAGCAAUCAAGAUAAAAAGCAAAAAUUUCUCCUCCAAUAUGGCAAUCGAUAUGCAAACUGGAGGAGAAGUCUAUGCCUUUUACACUGCAAGAACAGCUAGAGAAUGAUUUAAGUAUACUCGUCAAUAUAUAAUAUGUAUUCAUGUUCAAGGAUCAUCGAAAUAUUCGUAAUAAAAACGUCAAUUCGCCACUUUCAAUGCACAGUUAAGUUUCACUGGUCACAAAAAACGGCAGGAAGGUAAAUUAGCUGCCCCUACAGUUUUACAUCCGACAUGUUCGUUUCACUUGGCCCCGUUUUCACACUAACGUAUCUGCCACCUUCUAUACGGUUCUCAUACUGUUCGAUUUUAAAACAGUCAUCGACCCUUGGAAGCUCAGGAAUUUUGCGAUUAUUGGAAAUCUCGAAAUGACUGGAUUCACUCAAUCGUUUAAUAUUUCGUCGAUUUACCUCAUUACCGAGGCUGCUGAUAUUACUUGGUGGUUUUUCAAGUAAUUUAGUUUUAGGUUGUAUUAAAUUUGUGCAGCUCGUCAGAGAGGGGUUAGGUUUUACUUCGUUGUCGGUGUCACGAUAGCUUCGUGCAGUUAAUUCACUCGUGUAACCAUUGAAAUUAUUAUUACUAUUACCACUGCCAGAGAGACGGCGUCCUUUCGAUAAAACUUUUUCUUUAGCUAGCGAUAUGAAAGAUUCUUCCGUGCCUGUGCAAUUCGGACAAUUGCAUCGAUGAUACUGUGUACGAUCCUCGCUAACUUCUUUCUGAGUCUCGGCAAUAAAUUGGCACAGGCAUUUAAAUUGACGUAGACUUUUCUCGCUUUGCUGUGAUAUUUCUGUAUGAAAAGGAUGUUAAGAGCAUUAAAUUCCAAAGUGCAAGUUCAAGCCUCACUAUCUAAAAUAUCCAAAUACAUUUUGCUUAGUAAACAUUCAUUUCUCAUCAUCUGCGAGCACAGCGUUUCGACCUUUUCCAUUGUAUGAACAAAAUAAUUUCUCAUCAUGCAUUCAACAGAACUCUAAUAAAAAAUUAGUAAUUAGGUUUAUUUCAUAUAUUAGUUAAAUGAGAAAUAUAUCGUAUUCAUACACGUCACACUUUACUCACCUGCACCGUCUCUAAUACCGUGUCAUGUACAAUACUGAGAAAAUCGGCACAUGAAUUCUGAAUAUUUUUGCUGCUAAAUGGUUCAUCAUCGGAAUCUUGUUCCGCUUCCUCGCUUAUUACCUCCAUACGUUUCUUAAGAUCUUGGUAUUGAAAGUUUUGCUUGUUCUUUGUUUGCUUAGGAUUUUUAGGUUCGAUACUGGGUUCGCUCUCGACUGGUACACUUAAACGCUUUCCGUUUUUGGAUGUGCGUUUGUUAUUAUUUUUUGUUAUUGAAGGCCUAAUUGGAGGAGAUCUAGACUUCAUUUUUUUGGGAGGUACUUGAACAUCAGGGAUCAUUCGCGUUGGAAAACAAUCAAUACACGACCGAUUUCGACGAAUAUUACAGCAAUCACCCAUAUAAUUGCAGCAGGGCGAACAAGACGAACAGCAGCAACAUUCUGAUUGACGCGGAAAGCAACUCAUUACGUGUUCAAUUUUUAACACUUAUUUUAUUUCGAUUAGACGGUAUGCAAUUUUGUUAAGUAGUGGAGAAAUGUGUUUCCUUACUGAGUGGGAUUCGAAAACGAAGCUACGAAAUGUUUGAUAUAUUUUCACAAAUUUAAGUAUUUCAAAUCUGAUUUAGACAUUUUGUUUUGGCAGAAAAAUUCGAAGAUUGUUUGUAUUACACAGGCAUAAAUAUUUUGAUUUAAAAAAAUACUGACAUAAAUAUCUAAUGGGAAAAGAUCGAUUUUAGAGAAAGCAAAAUUCCGCUUUAAUACAUAAAGCAGGUUAAUACAUAAAAUAUGUUUAUCAUCAAUGCUUUACAAUAAAACUGAACCGCUUUUAAAUUUUUUUAAUUGAUAGAUAUUUAUUUACAUAUCGUCAAGGAAAAAUAUGGAACAUAUGCAAUAUACUUAGUUUUCAGUGAUCAACCAACCAUUUCGUUCAAUUCAAAUUUCUCGGAUGUUUUAACACUUUUAUAGUUCUUCUUUUGGAUAUAUUUAGCAAUGAAAGGAGCAAUUAGAUUUUGAUCCACAUCAGAUAUCUUAUUUCCUCCAAAAUAUAAUGAAGCUAUAUUUGAAACUACAAUGGUGAUAAAAGCGCCCAGCAUUGUAUACAACAAAAAAGAAAUAUGAUGUAUAGCCGUUCCAUUCUUAACCUCGCUGGCAUUAUUAAGCCGAUCAAAAACAAUAAAUUGUAAAAUAUAGUAUCAAUAUGUGAAUACUUUGAUUUUAGAAGGAAAUAAACUA